AUGGAACAAGCACAGGAUCCAGAGAACGCUGUUAUCCACAAGCAAUUCGAGGAAGCCUGUUCAGAUUUUCAGGUACCUGCAACAAGAGCAGCAGCUGAACAGGUCUUGACUCAGUUUCGUCAAGUGCCCAAGGUGCUUCCAGCAUGUCAAUACAUUCUAGAGCAUGCUUCAAAUGCCAUGGUUCAGUUUCAAAUCUCCUUGGCCAUUGGCGAUGUUGCUGUCAGGGAUUAUACGCUUUACGACAAGGCUGAUCUCUUGAGACUCAAGAAUUUCAUGAUUGAGUUUUGUCUGCAAAGAGAAGAUCUAGUCAAGUAUGUGCGUGAUCAGCUCGUUUUGGCAGUUGCUUUGAUCACUAAACGCAGCUUGUUUGACGUCGGCAAUGAAGACCGUGAAGCCAUUCUUCUCGGUAUCAAGCAACUGCUAGCCAUGGAUGCUGAUAAUGCACAAGUGCUUGGAUUGGCUUUGGCCAACGCACUCGUGGAUCAAUUCUCCAACACCAAAUCAACCACCAUUGGAUUAACAUGGGAACAUCACCACAAUUGCAAGCUCUUUUUUGAAGCCAACCUUCUGCUGCCCCUGUUUGAACAAGUGCUCACCAAACUACACGCCUUCGUAUCGCAUGUACAGCAGCUACCAGACAACAUACCUGCCAUCUUGGUAGAAAUGUUGGUGUUAUUGGAAAAGAUGCUGCAAUGGGAAUUCGAGUCCACCAAUGCUACACCGACACUACCCGGCACAUUUGCAAAGGAAUCUGAUUUGGACGAUUUUGACAGAGACGAUGGACCCUCUGCAGUGAAAAAAACCUACGUUGUGUUUCCCAAAGAGUGGCAGCCAGUGAUUGGCAGCAACGAGGUGUUGUGGUUGUUCUUUAUGGCCUACAACUUGGUACAGGAUGAUGAUGCGUUGGGCCAUCGCUGCAGACAAUGUUUGAUUCAACUGGCUGGAUUUCAGCAAGACUUUUUUGGCGACAAUCAGGAAACCAUCCAAGGUUAUGCUACCACCAUGAUUCAUGGCAUCCGAAAGAUGAUGACAGAUGUUACUGCGUUUGGCACAAGCCCUGAUGCUUUGAGUGAGCAAGGUCCUCAGAUGUUGGGUACCAUCCAAAUGAUUCGUCGCUUGUUGGAGAAUGUGUCGCUGGUCAUCUUAUGUCGCAUUCCUGACUUUUUUGCCUUUUUGAAUGAAGUAGGUUUGAUCACUGUGAGCUGUCUGGGUGGCACGGUGACAGAUGUGGACGAAGGCUGGAUUAGUGAAGCAUGUGAUGAGUGCUUGCAGACCUGGGUUAAGAUGGCCGAUAUUGUUCAGCCCAGUGAUCCUCGUGGAGCAGAUCCCAAGGCGGGAUUGACACCUGAUCAGGCACAACAUUUGACACAAUACAUGACAACGGUGGCUUACCAAGUUGUGGAAACAUACAUCAACACUCGUCUUGAACGUGCAAAACUAGUAUUGGAAGACGAGGAAGAAGAGGACGAAAUUGAUGCAGGAUUCAAGGAUUGGGACACAUUUGCGGAUCAACUCAGCUGUAUUGGCACACUCGGCAGACUCAACCCUCAGCCCACGUUGCAGCGUCUUUUUCAAUUACUCACUGAGCGAUUUGAGAGCUUCAAAGGCUUCUUCACUGCACCCAAUAUCAACGAACAAGAGCUCAUCUUCUUGCAUGAACAGCUUCAUUGGAUUAUUUUGAUUGCAGCACAUGUUUUGGCAGACACUGGCAAGGGAGAACAGCCCAUGAUUCCUGAAUUUUUGAUGCAAUUGAGUGGAUCACAGUCUUUUGAGCAAGAUCAAGUAGUCAACUUGUCGCAAUUGUUCUUGGAAGUGUUUCGAUUCAGCUCUAGUUUCAGUUCUUCAUCUGUGGAAGCAUCCAACUGCAGUCCUCGUGUGGCAGAAACAUUGGUGUGGUACAUGGAGAGAUGGAGCAAGUCGUAUUUGUUGGUGGAUGAGAACGAGUAUGGGUACAUUAGCCCUAACAUUGCAAAAGCCUUUGGCAGACCAGGUCCGUCGGAUGGACAGGGCUUGAGAAUCAUUGAUUUCUUUAUAGAGCAAAUGAAGAUCAACUUUAUCCUCUGGAAUGCUGAUCCCGAUGUGCUUGCUCAGCUUGUGACAUGGCUCGAUACAUGCGGUACCUCCAACAAUCUCAAGAGAGGCUUGUUGCAGUCAGCACAAUUCCCUGAUUUGGUGCAAUUUGUUACUCAAAAUUUGGAGCAACUCCCAGAAGCUAUCCACAACUCACUGAUCCAGACCAUCGCUACCAUCUCAAGUUAUGCCAUUGACGAAACCACCAAAAACAGCUAUUUCGGCCUGAUGUUCAAGAUGAUUGAAGAGAGACUUGGGUCACUGUUGCAUCGACCUGAUUUCCAACAAGUAUAUCAACGUGCUGAAAUCAUCAACCAUGUGAUUGGGGCUUUAGAGAUGUUUGACGGUCUAGCACUAGCAUGCCAGUAUAGCAACACACAAACCAUCUUUCAAUUCUGUGCUCGGUUCUUUGAGAGCUUUGUGCAAUUGAUGUCAGUGUACAAGACGGUGCCUGAAGUGCAGUUGGCCAUUUUGCAGCUGUUUGCUGAUCUGUGCAAUCGACUCGACUUUGGACUAUUAAGCGACAAUGACAAGCAAAUGCUGUUCCAUACCAUCAUUGAGAUUGUCAAGAUCUAUGGUAUCUCCAACCAAAACAAGAAGCGAAUGCACACACAGGAAGAGGAAGAAGACAAGCCUUAUGCUGAUAUUUCGACUGUGUUGAUCAUGCUCUCCAAUAUCAUGUCUUCGGGCAUCGAGGAUUUCAGUAGAAAGGAUGUGGCUGACAAAUCUGAUAUUGCCAAUGUCGUGUUGUUUGGUAUCAAUAUUGUGAUUCCCAUGAUUGACAUGGAAAUGCUCAAGAUUCCAAGCCUGUGUCAACAAUACAUCCAGCUGAUAUCUCACCUGAUAGAAGUCUUCCCUGACAAACUAGCGGGAUUACCUACACCACUGUUCCUCAAUCUAAUGGCCAGCUUAGAAUACGGCAUUCGCCAUGAUAUUGCUGACGUCAAUAUACUCACACUCCAUGCCAUCACGCCUUUAACAAUGUGGUCCUUCCAGCAGCAUGCCAGCGGCAUACCAACAGAUUUCCUCAAAGAGUCGCUACAGAAAUUCCUGCAAGAACUGCUCAAUUGCCUACUAUUCCAACACUUGGAUUCCAACGUCAUUGACGCUGCAUCAGACGCUCUUUUGGCACUGAUUUGCUCGCAACGACAAGUGUACAUGGCACUGGCAAAUCAAAUUAUCUCACAGCAACCCGCCGAUAUUCAGUCCAGAUUGAUGCACGCCUUCCAGAAAUUAGAUCAGGCUACACCCCAACAACCUCAUAGAAAUGUGCCUGAAUUUAAGGAAGCUCUGUUGGCCUUCCUGAUGGAUGUGCGUGCUGUUUUGAGAGUGAAAUAA
Mucor velutinosus is the source of this 3408-nucleotide messenger RNA. RefSeq lists its product as uncharacterized. Bases 1 to 3408 code for a protein of 1135 amino acids. NCBI's taxonomy places the organism in Eukaryota, Fungi, Mucoromycota, Mucoromycetes, Mucorales, Mucoraceae. Gene Ontology annotation, biological process: protein export from nucleus. Gene Ontology annotation, molecular function: nuclear export signal receptor activity. The record is from RefSeq and is a predicted model, not a curated record. The transcript has 8 exons. Gene Ontology annotation, cellular component: cytoplasm; nuclear pore.